AACAUUGAAAUGGAUUUGACAAUAGAAUCGGGUGACCAGACUUGCUCGGAUCGUGACGUGCUUGCAUGAUCGAUUGAGUCAUAAGGAUUUUUGGCCGUCGACGAGAUGCUACUCAACGCGAUCUGCUCUUGUGAGCAUGUGGGGUGACCAUGAACUUCGCUGCGAUGAUGCAGCGUUCUUGUGCUCGACAUGUCCCUCAGAAAAUUUUUGUUUCGUGUAGGUUCGGCAGAUAUGCAUGGACGGCGUCGAAGUUCUUGGGGAUGAUAGGUUUGCUCGCGGCGGGUCGUCAGAUAUGGUACCUUUGGAUGUUCCAAUUUCUGAUUAGUCACUACCGCUGCUGCUUCGAGGUGCAGACUGCACAUGAUAUAAUCAAGAAUGGGUGAUCGAAUCCAUGCGCGAACAAUCUCAACUACAGUAAAAGGCAAUUCGCAUCGAAUCGACCUACAGGCAUUGUUUUCCUCUCUGCGCAUACUCUCUUCCAAAGUUCUUCACAUUUCCUCGAGCAACGCUUCCACGAUCGCUUUUGCUAUCCAUUAAAGCACACGGAAGUAAAAUCAGUCGAGCGGGAAAACCCAACGUCGUGGAUUGCUAGGCAAACACUAGAUCCGCAGAAGAUAUAACUGAAGCUCGUAGCUCUUUCGACGAUGUUUGUUAAGAACAUAGGGCAAAAGAAUUCUGCUUGCUUUCAAACUUUCAUGGCGUGUUGACAGUUUUCAUAGAUUUCCGUUCGAACAGAAGAUUAUUGACAGUGCACGGAUUGAGGCUACGAGACCGGUAGUUUAUUGUGGCUGAUGGUAAAGCCAUGCCUACAACUACAUAUGUCAUGCGUGAUAAGAUCUGGUCUAAUCUGAUAAGAUAUUCAAACUAAAAGGGUAAGAAUGAGGAAUAGAACAAUUCCCGAAAUGUUCGCCGCCUGGUACGGUGGUUCAAGAAGGGACGAUAACGACGAUAACGACAGCCAAAACAGAGCCCAACCAGGCGCAGGUCCGAGUGGAACGGCGGGAAGAAACGACGAUGAAGCAGGCCCCAGUGGAACGGCCGCAUCAGGAGCACGACAAACACGAGCUGCUGCUGCUGCUGCUGCUGCUGCUGCAGCUCCAGCUGCACGAGAUGGGUAUACAGAGUCCAGUGGUGUGGGUGCUGCACGACAACGCGCUUAUGGAAGAGGGCGACGUUCGAGACCAGCAAUUCAGAUUGCACCUCGCCCCGGUACCGCCCCCGGUCCCUCGCAACCUCCAUCUCCGACACAGACUGCAUCUGCGGUGCCGGUCUCGCAGGCGUUUGGGCGUUUACGCGCAGGUCUCGCAGGACCCCGUCGGUCUCGGACUGAACCUCCGCCGGCAGCUGCGGCAGCUGCCGGCGGAGGAGGUCAGCCUCCCGCCGGUGCUCCCGGCGCUCCAGCGCAAGCAGCGGCGGCAGCUGCCGGCGGAGGAGGUCAGCCUCCCGCUGGUGCUCCCGGCGCUCCAGCGCCGGCAGCUGUGGCAGCUGCCGGACCGCGACGUCCUGUCGCCCCGUCUCCUAGCGCUGCAAAUGCUCCGAUUAUGCGGGGCUCGGGGCCGGGCAGUCCCGUACGUCCGGACAACGCACCUCCCGGCGCGGGUCCGGCGCCCGGUGGCAGGCAUCGGCGACGCACUCAAGCUGGCGUCGUCGUGUGCACGCAGCCCUGCUGCAACAUGGCCUGGGCCGGGGAUACCAUGCCGGGCGCGGGGACAGUCACGGCCGGGGACGGCGUGACUGUCCCCGUGACUGUCCCCGUGCCCGGGCUCACGGUCCAGGAGGACGUCACCAUCCAGGCGCUCGUGAGUGCGAUGGAAGGCGUGUUGGAGGACUUGCGCACAGACACAGACAUCGCCGGGCCACCGCCAGGUCCGGUCCUGGUACCGGCACCGGACGAUGGGACUGGCGAACGCCCGUCCCAGCAGCAGCAGGUCGACCAGGCGGGGCCUUCCGGCGACGGAGCUUCGGCUACUUCGUGGAAUGAGAUCUUGCAAGGUAGUCGGACAGUGUUGGUUCCGGUGUUGAGUGAAGAUCAAGCUAGGAAAUCUCUGCUUUCGGAAAGAAUCCCAAAAAUCAUCAAGACUCUUCUGGCGAGCCUUUGGCCGGGCGGGCCGACUAGAACGAACCCUCCCGACGGGUACAUUUUACACCGGCUGUGGAACGUCAUCAGAGAGUAUGAUGCGUACGGACGCCCUAUUACAUUCCACCUUGAUUAUCAGCAUGAACACGACGGCCAUCCGGCAAAAAGCAUACCUGCGUAUCGUUGUCACUGCUGGGCUGACAGACUCGGACAUAGGUGGACUGAGCUAACGAUAGAUGACGAAAUGCGAAUGUUACCUGAGGGCAUUGAGCGGAGACCUCCUGAUAAACUUAAGAGGCUUCUGACUGCCAUGCUGGAUGAUUAUGUCAAGAAUCAUCCUCUGUUUGAGACCAGAAAUCCUCACUAUGUCAGAAGGCAUCAAUCAUUUAUUUGGCCUCAUUGGGUGAAAGUGUUUAUAAGAGCGUUUCUACAGCACGCGGGGAUACGCGAGCCGUCAUUAGGGCAUUUCUGGUAUCUCAGUGACCCACAGGCAACUUUGUUGGCCAGAUUGACCGGUUUAACAAUGAAAAUGAUACAAGACGGUAUGGACAACUGGAGAUUGAAACGAAGGGAAGCUGAUAUGGCUCUGCCUGCCAACGCACCAAGAUUUGUUCCCGCCACAAGAUGGACAUGUCCAGAGGACAAUCUCCAAAUCGAUCAAUACAUGAUUCCGCGGAUGGUGAGAGACCUACGUAAUACGUCGGUAACCAAUAUUCCACAAAGAGAUAUUGAUGAUCUUAAAAGACGUUGCCAAGAUCUUAAUGCUUAUGACGACCAAAAGAUGAGAAACAAACUUAAGAAUUGGUAUAAAGCAAGUGGAAACAAGAGAAGUGGAAAUCAUUACUCGGAUUACGCCGAACAAGUUUACGAUGAAUUAGCUCGACAAGACGGAGCUCCCGGUCUAAGGGAUUGCUGGAAACAACCGCAUCUAUUCAUUGAACAACAUGUAAAUACAACUAUACAACGGACUCUGGAGAAGGCUGAAGCUCACUUUCAGAAAAGACUUGCACAACAAGCCAACACGCAGCAAAGAGUUCAGCAGAGAGCUCGAAGAGCAGAAGAUUUGGCUAGACAGCAAGCAAGGGCAAGAACUGUCGGAGAUCAACUCAAUAGAAUCCGAGCAUCGCUUGGUCCAGUUGAUGGUCCUUUGGAAAUCCCUGUCGCUGAUGGCGAUAACGAUAAUACAAUUACGGAGGAGGAGAUUUUUUUGACUGCCGUAGCCAUCAGCGGUAAUGAAAGAACUCAGUAUCUUACUUCUCCUGGCAUAGCGAAUGUCCUAGCCAACAUACGACGAAGGGAUAGAUUCCGAGUACGAAUCCAGGAGACUAUUCACCUCGCGAGGUUCCAGCCACCAGCAGAGGGUACAUCUGCCAGUGCGGAGGAUCCCUCCUUGUGGCGGUUCGAGCUCGAUCCGGACCAGGAUCUAGGACAACAAGCUCCUGCUCCGGCUCCAGGACAACAAGCUCCCUCUCCAGGACAGGCUCCCUCUCCAGGACAACAAGCUCCGGCUCCAGGACAAGCUCCCUCUCCAGCACAACAAGCUCCCCCCUCUCCAGGACAACAAGCUCCCUCUCCAGCACAACAAGCUCCCCCCUCUCCAGGACAACAAGCUCCCUCUCCAGCACAACAAGCUCCCCCCUCUCCAGGACAACAAGCUCCCUCUCCAGCACAACAAGCUCCCUCGACUCCAGCACAACAAGCUCCCCCCUCUCCAGCACAACAAGCUCCCCCUCCAGCACAACAAGCUCCCUGUCCAGCACAACAAGCUCCCUCUGCAGGACAAGCUCCCUCUCCAGCACAACAAGCUCCCCCGACUCCAGCACAACAAGCUCCCCCGACUCCAGCACAACAAGAUCCCCCUACUCCAGCACAACAAGCUCCCCCGACUCCAGCACAACAAGAUCCCCCUACUCCAGCACAACAAGAUCCCCCGACUCCAGCACAACAAGCUACCUCUCCAGCACAACAAGCUCCUUACCAACCCCCAGCCACCGCCCCCGUGCCGGCGCAGGCUCCCGUGACGGCUUACGAUUUCUAUGACGACUUAGAUUACAUUGUCGACAAGGACGAAAUGACGUACUUCGAGCAGUUCCUAGUCCCUCAAGCUCCUUACCAACCCCCAGCCACCGCCCCCGUGCCGACGUCCUUCGAGCAGUUCCAAGUCCCUCAAGCUCCUUACCAACCCCCAGCCACCGCCCCCGUGCCGGCGCAGGCUCCCGUGACGGCUUACGAUUUCUAUGACGACUUAGCUUACAUUGUCGACAAGGACGAAAUGACGUCCUUCGAGCAGUUCCAAGUCCCUCCUGCCCCCGCUAUUGACCCCUCUGGAGCAGGUUUGCAGGGAUCUGCGGACGGGAGUCCGACUCCCUCUCUGUCUUCCUUCAGCGUGGUGGCGGAGGUGAAUCUGCCAGCACUGCCCCCGCAAAAUCCAGGUCUGCAAGCUCCAGCUCAGCGCAGUCUCGAACUGGCAGUCCGAAUUCGAGAACCAUCGCCGGGAAGUGCACCUGCUUCUUCCUCGGCCUUGCCGAGGAGCUUCGAAGUGAGCCCACGGCCGAUUCGUCGCCAUGCCUCGCCUCGAGGAACAUCGCCCGUGUCAUCAUUUCGAAUCGAUAGUACGGGUCCACAAGGCAGCGUUCCCAUGGUCGUCGACGGCGGUUCGGCUUCCCCGUCAGGUACACCUCCGGGUGGCAAUAUCCAACCAUUGGAUCUGACCAUGCCCAUGGGAUUACGAUGGACCCCCUCACCACCGCGACCAUCAUCACCACCAUCGUCAACAUCCGGUGAUGCCGAUAGCGAUCGCAAUCGCCAUCGCAUUUUCUACCAAGGCUCAAGCUCCAAUAGUUCGUCUAAGUAGUCCAUUCCCCGUUUGGCAAGUUGAGCCGCGUGACUAACGAUAAACGCACCUGCGCUAUCCAUUCUCUCCUCCAAUCUUCUGAUCAUGACGAUGACGCUCCAGCGGUUUGAGCAUAGCGUUGAGUCACGUUUCAAGAACAAAGGCAUGCAGGUAUUACAAUAUAUAUAUAUUUGACUAAUAUAGUAUAAAGUCUAAACUAAAC
Marchantia polymorpha subsp. ruderalis is the source of this 5133-nucleotide messenger RNA. NCBI's taxonomy places the organism in Eukaryota, Viridiplantae, Streptophyta, Marchantiopsida, Marchantiales, Marchantiaceae. The record is from the annotation of a GenBank genome assembly.